AACAGUUCAACCUCCCGCCUCUUCCACACAGUAAAUAUGGUUUUUCGCCCAUGCAUUGAUCUUCAUGCAGGAAAAGUGAAGCAGAUCGUUGGUUCCUCUUUGACUGGAAGCGAUGCCGCCCUUGUGACAAACUUUGAGGCCACCAUGAGCGCAGAGGACUUUGCCAAAAUGUACAAAGCGGAUGAUUUGAAGGGUGGGCACGUGAUCAUGUUAGGGGGCGGAUGCGAAGAGGCGGCGUUGAAGGCGCUGCGGGCAUAUCCGCAGGGCCUUCAAGUGGGGGGUGGGAUCACCCCCCAAAACGCUCAGAAAUUUCUAGAAGCAGGAGCUAGUCACGUCAUUGUGACUUCUUUUUUGUUCAACGGGUCGACGUUGGAUUGGGCGCGGUUGAAAGAGAUGGAGGAAACGGUGGGGAAGGAGCGACUG
Nannochloropsis gaditana CCMP526 is the source of this 423-nucleotide messenger RNA. It is a transcript of the gene HISA, whose product is annotated as phosphoribosylformimino-5-aminoimidazole carboxamide ribotide isomerase. The transcript is spliced from 2 exons. Gene Ontology annotation, molecular function: 1-(5-phosphoribosyl)-5-[(5-phosphoribosylamino)methylideneamino]imidazole-4-carboxamide isomerase activity. The record is from RefSeq and is a predicted model, not a curated record. Gene Ontology annotation, cellular component: cytoplasm. The annotation marks the transcript as partial. Gene Ontology annotation, biological process: L-tryptophan biosynthetic process; L-histidine biosynthetic process.